Molecule: messenger RNA, 750 nt
Organism: Angiostrongylus costaricensis
Lineage: Eukaryota; Metazoa; Nematoda; Chromadorea; Rhabditida; Metastrongylidae
Source: the annotation of a GenBank genome assembly
AGUACAACAUAUACGGAAAACUACACAGCGCCUUAUUCUGCGACAGUAAUUUUCGUGGAUUGUGAAUCAAUCGCUUGGACACCAGCACGUGGUGCUAAACAGGUAGGUUUACAUUCAAUUCGUUGUACUCUAUAUUCGCGGUAUAGCGUUCAAAAUCACGGUCUUCUUCGUAAAAACUCUGAAAAUCAAAUCCACAUCUGGUCUUUCAGUAACUUGGAUGUGAGCACAAAUCUUUCUGGUGUCUAUAAGUUUCCAUUUCUAUUCAUGUUACCUUUGAACUGUGCUCCAAGUUUUGAAGGAUUUUAUGGAUAUAUUCGUUAUAUGGUUAAAGUGGUACUCGAUCGUCCAUGGCGAUUCAACAAAACCGACAAGCGUCUCUUUACUGGUUCGUAUUUUUUAAACUCACAACUAGAUACAGUGCCAUCAUGCUGGACGCCUCAGAUAUGGGUGAUUAAUCUUCAUAAAUGUGUAAUGAACGUGUUCGCUUGUAUUAUUUCGCCCUGUAUUACCGAUACUUCAUAUAUCGUCGACUUUACUCAUAUCAUGACUGCUUUUUUGUUUUGUAUUAUACAUUAUAUAUGUAUACCGGUCUGGAAGGGUGGCUGUACUGCAUGGGUAGAGGCGACCUGCAGUAGAUAUAUGGUCUUUGGUUUGAUCUUACGCCUUAGGCAUACUCUCCAUCUCGCCGAGGUCAACAAUCUGGUAUUGGACGUCUGCGAUGUUGGCAACUCUGGCUUGAUACAUCGGUAA